Pangasianodon hypophthalmus (striped catfish) is the source of this 3710-nucleotide messenger RNA. It is a transcript of the gene dok4, whose product is annotated as docking protein 4. Gene Ontology annotation, cellular component: cytoplasm. The coding region runs from base 506 to 1450 and encodes 314 amino acids. The record is from RefSeq and is a predicted model, not a curated record. Lineage: Eukaryota; Metazoa; Chordata; Actinopteri; Siluriformes; Pangasiidae. Gene Ontology annotation, biological process: positive regulation of MAPK cascade; cell surface receptor protein tyrosine kinase signaling pathway. The transcript is spliced from 9 exons.
AGUCAGGAGCCGCUGUGAGCUUCAGUCCAGUCUGUGUUCCUGCAUCUGAACAGGAGCUUCAUUCCUGUGCGCGCUGUGUGGAUUACUGAACCUGCCUCAGACACAGCUUUCCACAGCUUUCCUCAGCUUCACUCAGCUUCACUCAGCUUUCCUCAGCUUCACUCCUCCCUGCUGUGUCUGAUCGCUUUGCUUUCUGAGGCUCUGAAAAAGAUCUUCUGGGUUUUUUUUAUCAGAGCGUCUCCUCGGCGCAUCUCCACACCUUCAUCACCAUCAUCAUCAUCAUCACCAUCAUCAUCAAGAGAUCAUGCUGGAGCGAUGAGAGACUCGGAAGCUCGGCUGAACUGACGGCUUCGUCUCACACGUCUGAGAGAGCGAGAAGCGAGUGAAGAGCCAAGCAAGAAGAAGAAGAAGAAGAAGUGAAAGACUGGAAGGAGGCGUUCGGUCAGAACAGAAGAGGCUGGAUGCCAGCAUCCAUCGGCUCCAGCAGCUCCCAGGUGCCUCAGACAUGGCCUCCAACUUCAACGACAUCGUCAAGCAGGGCUACGUCCGGAUGCGGAGCAGGAAGCUGGGGAUCUAUCGGCGCUGCUGGCUCGUGUUUAAGAAGUCCUCCAGCAAAGGGCCGCGCCGGUUGGAAAAGUAUCCCGAUGAGAAAUCCGCCUACAUCCGAGCCUGUCCGAAGGUGACAGAGAUCAGUAACGUUAAAAACGUGACGAGACUGCCGCGUGACACCAAGCGCCAGGCCGUGGCCAUCGUCUUCACUGACGACACGUCCCGCACGUUCACCUGCGAGUCAGAGCUGGAGGCUGAGGAGUGGUUUAAGACGCUGACCAUCGAGUGUUUGGGUACGCGGCUGAACGACAUCAGUUUAGGAGAACCGGACCUUCUGGCAGCUGGAGUUCAGUGCGAGCACACGGAACGCUUUAACGUGUUCCUGCUGCCGUGUCCCAACCUGGACAUCUACGGAGAGUGCAUGAUGCAGAUCACCCACGAGAACAUCUACUUAUGGGACAUCCAUAAUCCUCGCACAAAGCUGGUCACGUGGCCGCUCUGCUCGCUGCGCCGCUACGGCCGGGACGCCACCCGCUUCACCUUCGAGGCCGGCAGAAUGUGUGACAGUGGUGAAGGUCUGUACACGUUCCAGACGCGAGAAGGUGAGCAGAUCUACCAAAGGGUUCACUCUUCCACACUGGCCAUCGCCGAGCAGCACAAGAAGGUCCUCAUGGAGAUGGAGAAGAACAGCAGGCUGUUAUCCAAAGGCUCAGACCCAGACUCGUACCCCUGCACACCUACAGCCAUCCUGCCUCGCAGUGCCUUCUGGCACCACAUCACAGGAUCACAGGGAGCCAUGGACUCCAGCAACAGUGAGAUGUUCACGGCGUCUCAGUCAGGAGCCGAAUCGGACCUGUUCUCCACAGAGCACCACCAACAUCCAGCACACUUCUCCACUUAACCCGGCCAGUGAGGAGCUUCACGGACUCACCUUCAGGUUUCAGGCCUGAACCUUCCUCCACACGUCCUCUGCCCUCUUCACGUUUGCUUUCCCCGCACCGGGGGCAGAUCCGCGAUGCCCCGAUGCCCGAGUCAGUCCCGGUGUCUGGAGACACGUCCUGAGAGGGAACGCACUGUGAAACGUGAACUACGUAACUUUUGGAUUGAAUCUUUUUUUUUUUUCAACAGAACAAUAGCGGCGCACGUUUAUAGCAUCUUGACGACCCUUAGAAAAGGGGGCGGGGCUUUAGGGUUAGAACGCCACUGUAUCUCUCUCUAUCACAUGCACAAUGAUCAGUAUCUCUGUCUCUGUCCGUGUGUCGUUGGUGCAUGUCCUCUUUAACUGUGGAACGGUUUUGAGAUUAGUAGCAGGGCUGCGUUUAGAGUAGAUCGUUUCGUUUACUGCCGAGGAUGAGUAGAAGAACAUGCAGAACUAGAGUAGGCUUCCAUUUGAACUGUGUGUGAGAUUUGCCUGAGAUAUAAUCUGAGGAGGUGGCAGACGUUCACGAGAAAACACACUUGAGGAACUCUGGAACACACCACCUGUCCUUCACUGGUGUUUUGUUUUUCUUUUCAUCAUUACGAGAUGAAGUCAUACCUUCAUACCUUCCAGUCUUCUCUAGAAUGCGUUGCAUCUUGUUUUUCCUGUGACUGCUCGGGAACGCGGUAACGAAGCUGAUGACUUUUUGAAGGAGAUCCGUGGAAAUGAUCUUCUGAGGGUCACAGCUGUGAGAUCCAUCCUAAUCCAUUCACUGAUCCAGAACUUGUGGGAUGACGAGGAUUACGGUUAAGAUUGGAUUUCUUUAUUUACAUGAAUCUACCAAGCACAACGUGAACGGUUUUGGGAUACACUUAAAGUAAAACUCCGCCCUGAUCCCCAAAAUUCACACAUUAACAUUUAUUGACAUGUUGGUCUACUUUCACUUUAGUUAACGCUUUCCUACAUUACCCACAAUGCCGCUCAACGACCUGCUGAGAGUGGUGCAGUGAGAUUUAGCCUUAAAGACAGCGAUGCAGCGGCGCUUUAGUCCUUUAGUCUGUCCAGCUCUCUCACUUCCUCAUCACCUCGUACAUCACUAACUAGACGAGCCGAGCCUUUGUGUCAUACAGCUACAUUGCAUUCUGGGACUUUGAGUCUUCGCUACUUCUACGAUGGAUUUCUCAUUAAUAUGAUGUUAAACGUCGCUGGAAAAUGAAAGAGUCGAGUCAGAAAAGAAUGUUUUUAGGAGUUAACAGUGAACCCUGAUCGUUAUCACUUAUAUAUGAGAUCAUUGAGAUAUUUUUUUUCCUAUUAAACUCCAUUGUAACUGCACAAGCAAUAACAAUAACAAUAACAAUAAUGAUAACAAUAACAAUAACAAUAACAACGCCAUCUGUGACAUCAGAGCGACACACAACCUCUAAUUUCUCACAGGAAUAACAACAAUAACAACAAUACAGCACCAACCCACACAUUAGCAUCAGAAUCACUAAACACACCACAAAUAUUUCAUUCUAAACAUGUUUCAGGGUGGAGUUUAACUUUAAAUGUCGACUAUUUCACUAUGCUCAUGUUUAAUAUUUCACAAAGUGAAAAAAGCUCCAGUUUUGGAAGCGUCAGUUUUAGUGACUUGAAACAUAUAUUUGAUUAUUUCAAUCCUGAAUCAUUCAUAGAGGUUUUCUUCACUCAAAAUCCGUGACUGAUGCUAAUUUCUACUCCUACACACCUCCCUGUAUUCGCCAUCGUCCAUUUCACCACAAACUCUCACAUUUACAGAUAUUUCCUUUCGAGUGAGAUUCGGAUUCUCCGGUCUUGAGGAGUUUCGUCAGCACGGAGAUUUGUGCUGUUCAUGUUCCUGAAAUGUGUGGAACAGCCUUAUGUCUAAAUGUUUAAGUGCUUAUUCAAUGCUGGAGUCCAUAAACAUGCAUGCAAACACACACACACACACACACACACACACACACAUGCACAUAAUGUAUAUUAUUUAUGUAAAACAAAAAAGGGCUAAAUUCAGAUGUUUGUCAUUUUCAGAGCUCUCUCUGUUUAUGUGUGUGUGUGUGUGUGUGUGUUAGCUGUCUUCUUCACUCCACAAGGCACAUGUAUAUAAAACUAUUUAUUUCACAUCGAGUGAUUCCUGUACGUCAGUCAGCAAAAUGAGGCAGACGCUGUUUUGUGUGUUUGAUUGUUUGUACGUCUGGUUAGAUGACAAUAAAAGCCAGAAGAUGGACUGCGUUAUAAAUUU